Salvia miltiorrhiza (redroot sage) is the source of this 1296-nucleotide messenger RNA. RefSeq lists its product as uncharacterized. The record is from RefSeq and is a predicted model, not a curated record. Bases 472 to 1158 code for a protein of 228 amino acids. Lineage: Eukaryota; Viridiplantae; Streptophyta; Magnoliopsida; Lamiales; Lamiaceae. The transcript has 3 exons.
UACUCCAAUAAUUCCACCUUUUCUGAUGGGACCCAAAACCAUGUUCUUUUCACACAUUCGCACACUAACUUUGCUUUCAAAUCCCUUCCCCCUCUCAAAAUCUCUCUCAUCAAAUCUAGUUCUUUUCGCUUAAUUUUCUUGUUUACUUUUGGCAUUUUCAAAGCCAUGAAUUUCAUCAUCUAAUCCGUUUCGCACCCCUCCAAUUUAUAUUCCCAUUUGCAGUGAGCGUAACGCAAGAACGCAAUUCCUCUCCCUCCGUCCCUUCCCCUUCUCUCUCUUCUACUUCACUCCCUCUCUCUCUCUCUCUCUCUCUCUAAAACUCCCCACUUUUUGUCUUCCAUGAUGAGGCUGUUAUAAACAGAACUCGUUCCCUUUUUCUCAAAAAGAAAAGUUUGUUGAUGAUAUUUUGAUUAGUGAAUGAUUAUUGUUAUUCGUAUACGAAUUUAGAAGGUGUGUUUUAUUUGGGGAGGGAUGGGAUCGUGUGUUUCGGUGCACAAGGACUCGGAUUCCCUCACGAAGCUCCGUUUCUCAAUCGGAUCGAGAAAUGAGAAGCUUCUGAUCCCAUCGCCGGUCAAAGAGAAGCCCGUUACGGUCAACGCUGGGGAUCGCACGGCUGCCGACGUAGCUGUCAGCUCACCCGCCUGUUAUACUAGCGUAGGUAGCAAAGACGAAGCCUUCUUCGACUCCCAACCAUGGUUAGAAUCGGAUUGUGAAGAUGACUUCGUUAGUGUUAACGGUGAUUUCUCAUCGUCACGUGGUAAUACUCCGGUCCACGUGGACUCCUCGUUGGGGAAGCCAUUGAUAAAUAAGUUUGGGUUGGAAGAAGCCAAUGGUGAAGCACCUUCUCCUCUAGAUAAGAAGAAGAGGCUUUCGGAAUUCUUCAAAGAGAGCCUACGCGAUAAUGAAUAUGAUGACGAGGAAGGAAAAUCUGCUCCGACGUCCACAACCCUGGCCCAACAACUCAUGUCCACUAGUGCCACUCCUGACUUCUCUCGAGCUAACUCCGGGGGGAGUAGUGAAGGGGCUACUCCCAACGGAGUGCCGAGGGAAGAAGAUGAGUCAUUGAGGUCUCCACAAUGUUGCCUUCCCAAGUUGCUCUCAACUCGAAACUUGAAUGACUCGAGAAAGAGGAGAAGCCCUGCUCGUAAUGCUGGUUGAUGUUGAGACAUUAAAUCAUCUUAUUUUCUGGUGUUGAUAAAGCAUGAAAUAUAUAUCUGGAAACUUGUGUUCUAUGCACAAGUGACUAGUAAGAAUCUUGUCGGAUAUAUAUAUAAAUCCCAAUUGGUUGAACUUUAA